Blumeria graminis f. sp. triticale is the source of this 1605-nucleotide messenger RNA. Lineage: Eukaryota; Fungi; Ascomycota; Leotiomycetes; Helotiales; Erysiphaceae. The record is from the annotation of a GenBank genome assembly.
AUGGCUCCGAGUCAGACCACCACAUACACCCGACUCGUGUAUGCGCGGUUAUGUUUGCAAGCUACUCUAACUGCUCAACAUUCAAAGAUUAAUCGGCAUAUUUGCUAUCUGACAGACCGUAAGCGAUUUUUCUCGUCACAGAAAGGGCUCGCCCGCCCGCUUCUCACACCACGGCAGAAAGGCACAUUAUCAAGAAAGAUUCGAUGGGUUCCUAUCUCUUUAGUAGUUGGAAUUUGUUUCGCCGGGCUUGCUCAGAUAUACAACAACUUCAGAAGGGAGUCUACACAAUGCAAAUAUUCGAACGAUGUUUAUUCAGUGAGAGAACCAAAUAAGCGGGAGAAGCCCAAGGCAUCUGGUCCAUGGCAAAUUCAGAUUAUGUCAACCCUGCCACUAAAAGCUUUAUCUAGAAUUUGGGGCAAAUUUAAUGAACUAGAGAUCCCUUAUUUGCUACGAGUCCCUGGGUUUAAGUUAUAUUCAUAUCUCUUCGACGGAAGCCUAUCAGAGGUAUCUGAGCCCGACUUACACAAUUAUCCAAAUUUGUCUGCCUUCUUUUACCGAACUUUAAAACCUGGCGUCCGUCCUCUCGACGAGAAUCCUAAUGCGCUCCUUUGCCCUGCAGACGGAAAAAUCCUUCAAUUCGGAAUAAUUGAGGGUGAUAAAGUCAAACAAGUUAAAGGCAUAACGUAUAGCCUUGAUGCUCUACUCGGUGGACCUAACGACUUUCAAAACCCACUGAAUAGUGAGCUCAUUCCAGAAAUCAGCGCUUCAUCUCCUGCAACACCAAACAGAGAAGAUCAAACCAAAGUUGUAGAGCCUGGUGAAAACUUUGCAAAGGUAAAUGGUAUAUCAUACACUUUAAUAAACCUAUUUUCUGGAUCUAAAAAAUAUAACAAAAAGACGGCCGACGCAUCUACUUUUCCAAAACAGGUGUCGGAGGAGGAGGUUCAGGCAGAAUUUGACUCGGAAAAUUGUUUGAGUCACCAGGACGUCGUCUCUAAGCCUCGGACGACGCUUUACUUUGUUGUUAUAUAUCUAGCACCAGGGGACUAUCAUAGAUUCCACUCUCCCUGUGCAUGGGUUGUUGAAAAGCGUCGGCAUUUUGCCGGAGAACUGUUCAGUGUCUCGCCAUAUCUUCAAAGGAAACUUCCUGGCUUAUUUACAUUGAAUGAGCGAGUGGUACUACUUGGACGGUGGCGAUGGGGGUUUUUCUCCUUUGUGCCUGUAGGUGCAACAAAUGUUGGUUCAAUUAAAAUAAACUUUGAUAGAGAAUUACGGACUAACUCGCUCACAACUGAUACUGCUGCUGAUAAAGCUGCAGAAGAGGCAGCCAGACGCAACGAGCCGUACUGUGGGUACUCGGAGGCUACCUAUGAGGCAGCAAAUCCCAUUCUACGGGGUCAUCCAUUACGUCGAGGCGAGGAGAUGGGUGGCUUCCAACUCGGUAGUACAGUUGUACUCGUAUUUGAAGCAAACAAAGGACAAAGACCAAGUCUCGAUGAAGGCUGGAUGGGUGAUAGUACAGACAGGAAAGGUGGCUGGAUUUGGGCUGUUGAGCAAGGACAGAAAGUCAAAAUGGGUCAAGCAAUAGGAUGGACGAAUGAUUAA